AUGGACAGGAAUGGACAGAACACCGGGGAGGAGAGGAAUGGACAGAACACCGGGGAGGAGAGGAAUGGACAGAACACCGGGGAGGAGAGGAAUGGACAGAACACCGGGGAGGAGAGGAAUGGACAGAACACCGGGGAGGAGAGGAAUGGACAGAACACCGGGGAGGAGAGGAAUGGACAGAACACCGGGGAGGAGAGGAAUGGACAGAUUGUGAAGAUGGAGGAAGGCAAGGAGCACAGUGAGGAGGACAGUGAUUCAGGGAGCUUCAUUGACGUGUCUGAGGGGGAGGAGCUAAAGGAGGAGGAGACAGAUGAUUCGCUGAUAGAGGUUGGAGGCGGUACUCCAGCUAAGGCACAGGAAGACGUGGCCAAGAAGGAGGAAGAGGAGGAGGCUUUAAGUAGCAGAGCUAUCCCUUUGGAAGAGAGGGAGGAGGACGAGGAGCCCCAGCCUCCCACAGAGCCCAGCCCAGAUCCUCCUGCCCCAGCGUCUGUUCCUCUACCCAACGAGUGGGAAGACAUCAACGUGGAUGAGCUGGUGGCGCUAGAGAGCAGUCUUGGAGAGCAGCAGUCCAGGCUGAGGGAACAGAAGCAGCAGCAGGAACGCAUCGCUGCCACGGUUACCGGACAGAUGUGUCUGGAGAGCCAGGAGCUGCUGAGGUUGUUUGGCGUACCCUUCCUGGUGGCUCCCGGUGAGGCCGAGGCCCAGUGUGCAGCCCUGGACCGGACCGACCAGACCCACGGGACAAUCACCGAUGACAGCGACGUAUGGCUGUUCGGAGGAAGACACGUCUACAAGAACUUCUUCAGCCAGAACAAAUACCUAGAAUACUACCAGUACGUAGAUCUACAGAACCAACUGGUGAGUGGUGGUCCUUGGCCCAGCAGCAGCAACGUCUGACCUCUGACCCCGUG
Messenger RNA from Oncorhynchus tshawytscha (Chinook salmon), 911 nucleotides. Its product is annotated as DNA excision repair protein ERCC-5-like. Gene Ontology annotation, molecular function: single-stranded DNA binding; DNA endonuclease activity. The transcript is spliced from 4 exons. The coding region runs from base 1 to 897 and encodes 298 amino acids. The record is from RefSeq and is a predicted model, not a curated record. Gene Ontology annotation, biological process: nucleotide-excision repair. NCBI's taxonomy places the organism in Eukaryota, Metazoa, Chordata, Actinopteri, Salmoniformes, Salmonidae. Gene Ontology annotation, cellular component: nucleus.